Molecule: messenger RNA, 1474 nt
Organism: Talaromyces proteolyticus
Lineage: Eukaryota; Fungi; Ascomycota; Eurotiomycetes; Eurotiales; Trichocomaceae
Product: ribosomal protein L22/L17
Exons: 2
Coding region: 67-1101 (344 amino acids)
Biological process (GO): ribosome assembly; translation
Cellular component (GO): ribosome; mitochondrial large ribosomal subunit
Molecular function (GO): structural constituent of ribosome
Source: RefSeq, a predicted model, not a curated record
AAACACUUCACUCUCUCCACGGUCUGUCUGUCUCACCAGCUCGCAAUUGCUCUUGCUGCGGCCAUCAUGGCCUCCAGGCAAGUUGUACGCGCCUACCGGCCGCUGUUGCGUCCCACACAUCCAACGUCCCUGCCGCGGCGGACAAUAUGCUACUCCCGGCCCCUGCGAGCGGAAGAAGACCGCAACAAGACCAAUGGCGGAACCCCAGAGGAACCAAAGAACAACUCGUCGUGGCUCUCUUCGGUGAGGGAUCUCUUUUUCAACCCCGGCAAAAAGGUGAAGAAGCCGCCGAAGCCAGUCGAGCAGCAGCUCCCCCAACAAGGCGGGCUGGCCCCCGACUCGAUCUUCGCCGAUCACAGCCCUGAGACCGAAAUGACCGUUCCAGGGAGAGCACCGAGUGGGAAAAAGCCGUUCCAGCGUCUUGAAGACCGGGAUCCGGCUUUGAUACGCCGAGUCAUCGAUCCGAAUCCGGUAGCUCGAAGGCGAUGGGAGCGGAGGAUGGUUAUUAGAGAAGUUCGCAAACGCGGCCGUUUGACUAAGCAGGAGGUCAUCAUGGCGACGGAACGUGAAGCACUGGUCAAGUCGCACUGGUUCAAGACCUCGGUCAAGAAGCUGGUCCCGUUGGCCCGCCAAAUCCAAGGCAAGAACGUCGACGAGGCGAUACUGCAGAUGCGCUUCAGCAAGAAGAAGGUCGCCAAGGAGGUGCUGGAGCAUUUGAAAUAUGCCAAAAACGAGGCUAUUGUGCGCUAUGGCAUGGGCCUGGGCAAGGCCAACGGCGAGACGGAGAAACAUGAACCGAUAGAUAUCAUCCUCAAAGACGGCGAGAAGAAGACAAUCACCGAUCCCACUUCCAUCUACAUUGCACAGGCGUGGGUGAACCGAGGCCCGUUCGACGUCGACUACGACCACCGAGCCCGGGGUAAAAUCAACCUCCUGCGCCCGCCUCACACUGGCAUAUCGGUGCUGCUGAAGGAGCAGAAGACUCAAGUUCGCGAGUGGAAUGUACGACAGGCAAGGGCUUUGCGCCAGCGCAAGUCGAUGCUAUGGGUGCACUUGCCAGACCGGCCUGUGACUGCACAAAGCCAAUACUAUAGUUGGUAGAACAAACAACAGUUGGUAAACAAGAUGACAAGCUGGGCGACGAGGCGUUGCUAUGUAUCUAUAUUUCAUGCUGCAUUUGAGCUCUCUUUCUUUCAUUUGUGGGAACUUGACCUGAGUUGUAUUAUAGAAAUGAACGUAUUCUUUCAGGCAUCUCCUACCGCUUCCUAAUCGACGACCGCUCUCUAGGCGUUGUUUCCUUUGUGUGUAGACAGCUAUUUAUUUUUACUCACAUCUCGCCUCACAUCUCAUCUCAAGGAUUCUCUCCAAGCAUGUCUUCACAACCAUGGCCUCCAGGUCAUCCUUCCAGUAGUGACACUGGCAGAAACAGCCCUCCACAAGGACCUCGACCCCAACGAGCCAUGCAACAUCCCAG